Neurospora tetraspora is the source of this 1472-nucleotide messenger RNA. RefSeq names its product cytidine deaminase-like protein. The record is from RefSeq and is a predicted model, not a curated record. The coding region runs from base 165 to 1412 and encodes 415 amino acids. Gene Ontology annotation, molecular function: tRNA-specific adenosine-34 deaminase activity. The transcript has 2 exons. Gene Ontology annotation, cellular component: nucleus; cytoplasm. Lineage: Eukaryota; Fungi; Ascomycota; Sordariomycetes; Sordariales; Sordariaceae.
CCCCGCGGCCACCAUACCUCUACGCUCCGACCCUGAACGAUCUCUACACCUCCAGUACAGCGGUUAACGACUCCGAACUCUGUACACUUUCUGUUCUCUAUCCAGCCGACAUUCUCCAGAUAUCAGAGCUCGCCGGUCAAAGAGCUCUACACACUUUUGCAAAGAUGCCUCACGAGGACAAGUCCAUGGGAGCAGUCCUUGCUGCACAGGAUCCCAUUGUCCAGAGCCUCGUACGCGAGGAAGUCGACCAUGGAGUCCUUAUUCCCCUCAAGACAACUCUUGAACUAAGAGACGACCAUGUUACGGGCCGGGUACUGAUCACCCGAACUCCCGUCAAGUCGGCGAACCCUACUAUCAGCCUCUUGCGCGACAUGCUACCUGAGGAAAUCGUUAAGGGCGUUCCACAUCUACGCAGAUGCGCCAAGCCAGGCGACCUACCCGCCCACCUCAAGACCCAAUUCAUGAACGAAACACCCCAGAGCCGACAGAUCCACACGGGCAAAUCGAACUGGAUCUACAUCAUCCUCGGUCCCGAGUCCCAGCUGUCGCGUGACGAGCUGGUCCAGGCUCUCAAGACGAUCGAGGGACUGGAAGAAGACAUCUUCAUCCGCAGUGUCCCUGUUCCCAUGGUCGCUCCCACGUCGCAGAUUCAAGCCGCCAUGUGGUCCCAACACUUCUGGCCCACUCUUUACCGCAAGAAUAACCCUCUUGGACCGCACCCCGCCAUGGUAUCCCGAAGCACAGAAGAGAUUACAGACGAUGCUGCGAUAUGGAUGACACUGGCCCACCAGGUGGCCGAGCAGACCCAGGCCGCUGGUCACGGAGAACCCGUGGGAGCUUGUAUCGUCCAGCGCGAGGAAGGCAACAAAGUCACCCUUGUGGCCCUUGCUGCUGACGCUCGCUGGCGCUGCCAGGGGAAGACGGGAUGUACUGGGAACCCUAUGGCGCAUGCUGUCCUUCGUGCCAUCAGCAUGGUUGCCCAGAAGCUGGUGCGUUCGGAGAACAAGAGGACCGACACGUUCCAAACCCCAAUUCUCGAGUUUGAGGCCUUCCAAGACAAGCCUCUUCUUGACGACGAGCAAAAGGUCUUCGAGAUUGACCAUCCGUCUCCUGAUGGGUACCUCUGCCACGGGCUCGAGAUGUACCUUACGCAUGAGCCUUGCGUAAUGUGCUCCAUGGCCAUCCUUCACUCGCGCAUGGGCAAAGUCGUCUUUCGUCAUCGUAUGCCGUUAACGGGCGGGCUCUGCGCUGAGAACCGUGGCAGCGAUCACCCAUCGCUUAAUGGCGCGGAUGGUGGUCGUGGCCUUGGGCUGUUUUGGCGCCGAGAACUCAACUGGAGCUUGGUGGCCUGGGAAUGGGAGUCCAAUGGCUGUCUAAAGCCGCUGCCGGUCGACCAGAUGAUCCAUGCCUGAUGGUGUUGUAAACGAAGGAGGUGGAGUGGGUGGCAAGCAUUAUAGGAAACUGUUAUAAUC